Danaus chrysippus (African queen) is the source of this 3762-nucleotide messenger RNA. The record is from the annotation of a GenBank genome assembly. NCBI's taxonomy places the organism in Eukaryota, Metazoa, Arthropoda, Insecta, Lepidoptera, Nymphalidae.
AUGAAGUAUUCGAAAAGUUACACUGUUAAUCAACUGUCUUCUGCCAAAUUUAAGAAAAACUUAUCGGAGGAUAAAAACGGCAAUGUUGGAAAAGACACGGCCAAGAAAAAUGUGGCGUCUAAUAUAUCAUUCAGAACGCUGUUCCGUUUUGCCACAACGAAAGACAAAAUAUACAUUUGUAUAGCUGUUGUAUCAUCUAUAUUAUGUGGAUGUACCACACCAAUAAAUACUCUUCUCUUUUCUUCACUGCUUCAAAGUAUGGUCAACUAUGGAAUAUCAUUGGUGGUAAAUGACCCUCAACCUGAUAUAUUGCUUAACGAUGUACGAGAAUUUGCUAUAUACAAUGCAGUUUUAGGAGUUAUAAUUAUUAUACUGUCAUAUAUAGCAACAGUUCUCAUGAACAUGUCAGCCUAUAAUCAGGCACAUCGCAUUCGUCAAGAGUAUUUGAGAGCUACAUUGAAUCAAGAUUUUGAAUAUUUUGACACUCACAAGACCGGUGAUUUUGCAAGCAAAGUCACUAACGAUGUUUUAAAACUAGAGGAUGGUAUAGGAGAGAAACUAGCGACCUUCAUAUAUUACCAAGUGACAUUCAUAAGUUCUAUAAUAAUGGCGCUUAUAAAGGGCUGGAAACUAACACUCUUAUGUUUGAUCUCGUUUCCUAUCAGUUUAGUGUUAAUUGGACUAGCGGGCUUUUUCGGAGCACGAAUGUCGUAUGGAGAAGCUGUUUCGGCGGCAAAAGCUGGUUCUAUAGCUGAGGAAGUACUCUCGUCUAUAAGAACAGUAUUUGCGUUUAGUGGACAGAAAAAAGAAUUAAAAAGAUACGAAAAAUAUCUUGUGGAAAUGAGAGGAUUACACGCAAAGAAAAGCAUUUUCAAUGGUAUGUUGAUGGGGUCGAUAUACCUAUGUUUGUUUGGAUCUUACUCAUUAUGUUUCUGGUUCGGAUACAAGCUCAUGAAUGAUGAACCAGAAUUAUAUGACGUCAACACUAUGGUUGCUGUACUUUUUAGUGUAUUAAUGGGUUCAACUAACUUUGGUAUUUCGUCUACCCUCAUGGAUGUGUUUGGAGUAGCACGUGGCGCUGGUGAACAAAUUUUCAAAUUAAUAGACAAUAUCCCCAAAAUUAAUCCACUACUAAACCUUGGAAUCACCCCCCAAAGUAUGGAAGGAAACAUUGAAUUCAAAAACGUUUUCUUCCAUUAUCCUUCUAGACCUAACGUCAAAAUAUUAAAGGGCAUUAAUCUCAGUGUCAGCAAAGGGCAAUCAGUUGCGUUAGUUGGCCAUUCAGGUAGCGGCAAGUCUACUAUCGUACAACUGAUAUCAAGGAAUUAUGAUGUAAUAGAUGGUAGUGUCCGAAUUGAUGGUAAUAAUGUCAAAGAUCUUUCGGUGAGGUGGUUGAGAUCUCAGAUCGGUUUGGUUGGUCAGGAGCCGGUCCUCUUUAACACGACAGUCAGAGAGAACAUCAGGUAUGGCCGAGAAGACGCUACUGAUGAAGAAAUAGAAAAAGUCGCCAAGCAAGCUAACGCUCAUGAGUUUAUCAUGAAACUUCCGUUAGGAUAUGAUACAUUAGUUGGAGAGCGUGGUACAUCAAUAUCGGGAGGUCAAAAACAAAGAAUUGCGAUAGCUCGAGCACUUGUACGAAAUCCGCGGAUAUUAUUGCUAGAUGAAGCAACUAGUGCACUAGAUACUGCUUCAGAAGCUAAAGUGCAGAAGGCUUUAGAUAGAGCCCAAGAAGGUCGUACGACUAUUGUUGUUGCUCAUAGACUCUCAACCAUAAGAAAUGUCGACAAAAUUUAUGUUUUCAAAAGUGGAGAUGUGAUAGAAAGCGGAACUCAUGACGAACUUAUUGCCAGGAAAGGUCACUAUUACGACAUGGUAAAACUACAGACAUCAAACAUAAACGAAAAAGGUCCAUCAAAUAAAAUCGAUAGAAGUGAAUCAAUGUCGAGUGAAAAAGAAGAAAAUGAGCAAAUUGAAACUAGAGUUCAAAAUAGCGAAGAAUCAACUGACGAUACAGAAGUAUCGUACUCACAAAUCUUAAAACUGAACGCACCAGAAUGGAAAUCCAUCACAGUCGGAAGCGUAUGUUCAUUUCUGAGCGGUUUCGCGAUGCCUCUAUUAGCAAUCGUGAUGGGAGAUUUAAUGGGGGUUCUAUCUGGUGAUGAUCCAGAAUGGGUCAGGAGUGAGGUCGUAAAGAGUGUGUUAUUUUUUAUGGGAGUUGGAAUAUUCGCAGGACUUACGAACCUUAUUAUGGUAUUUAUGUACGGUGUAGCUGGAGGACAUUUGACAUGUAGGUUACGAAAAUUAUUAUUUGAACAUAUGCUUCAACAAGAAAUCGGAUUUUUUGAUGAUAAAAAUAAUUCGACGGGAGCUCUUUGUGCUCGACUAUCAGGAGAUGCUGCAGCAGUCCAAGGGGCUACAGGUCACAGAAUAGGAACAAUUUUACAAGCUUUCGGAACGCUUUCUUUCGCACUGGUAGUCUCACUAUACUAUGAAUGGCGCCUAGGUUUGGUCGCUCUAGCUUUCGUUCCCAUUAUGGGAAUCAUAGUUUAUAAACAAGGUAAAAUGACAACUAGGCAUUCUUAUGGAACAGCCAAAACAAUGGAAAAGAGUUCUAAGAUUGCAGUAGAGGCGGUAGCUAAUGUCCGCACAGUGGCAUCACUAGGUCGUGAACAAAUUAUCCUCCAAGAAUACACAAACCAACUUCUUCCCGUACUACAAAUUGCUAAAAAAACAUCACAUUUUCAAGGAAUCGUCUUUGGACUAUCUAGAGGACUCUUCAAUCUGGUAUAUUCAAUAACCAUGUUUUAUGGAGGCCAUCUUAUAGUGUACAAUGGAAUCAGAUAUGAAAUUAUUCUCAAAUCAGCACAAACUUUAUUAAUGGGUUCUUCAUCAGCUGCCCAAGCGUUUGCAUUUGCUCCUAACUUCCAGAGUGGGAUUAAAGCUGCAGGAAGAAUCAUAGUCACAUUGGCGAGACAAACAAAAAUAUCGGACCCCGUUAAACCUGCAGUAGAAAAUUUUAAAGGAACUGGCGAGGCGAGCGUAACGAAUGUGACAUUUACUUAUCCGACGAGACCGCUAAUACAAGUAUUGAAGAAUUGUAACUUAGAAAUUGAGAAUGGAAAAACAGUAGCUCUAGUCGGUGGGAGUGGAUGUGGCAAGAGUACUAUCAUACAGUUACUAGAGAGAUAUUACGAUCCCGACGAAGGCGUUGUGACUCAAAAUGGGACCCCCUUGCCAAAUCUUCGUUUGGCCGAUGUAAGGCAGUCCAUCGGCUUUGUGCAACAGGAACCUAUAUUAUUUGACCGGACUAUAAAAGAAAACAUUGCUUAUGGUGAUAAUACUCGAACACCCAGUAUGGAUGAAAUUAUCGAAGCAGCUAAACAAGCUAAUAUUCACAAUUUCGUCGUGUCAUUGCCAGAGGGUUAUGAGACUAACAUCGGUUCAAAAGGCACCCAGCUUUCUGGAGGACAAAAACAAAGGGUUGCUAUAGCAAGAGCUUUAAUAAGACGACCAAAGAUGUUACUGCUGGAUGAAGCAACUAGUGCUUUGGACACCGAAAGUGAAAAGGUGGUUCAGGAAGCCUUGGAAGCAGCUAAAGCAGGUCGUACGUGUGUCAUGAUCGCUCACCGACUGAGUACAGUUCGUGACGCUGACGUUAUAUGUGUACUCAAUAAUGGAAGUGUGGCUGAACGAGGAACACACGCAGAGCUACUAGAACUCAAAGGACUUUAUUAUAAUCUGUUUAAACGAGGAUACUCGUGA